AGAAAAAUACCAGCCCCCUUUGCAACGUGGGAAACCCCUCCCUUUUGGCCUCCACAACCCCGUUUCAAGUUUUAGCGAUUCCUCCCUCUGGACCUCCCCAAUCCCGUCGCAACUUUCUAAUCUCCUUCGUUUCGGUCACCCCAGCUUUCAGUCUCAGAAGUUCAGGUCCCACAAUUCCUCCGCAGUGAGGAAACGCAAGCCAAACUCACGCCCGAACAAACACCGAAAGGGCAACCCAAGAAGCCUGCGCACUCCUUGGACGCAGCGACACCCCCAGAAGUCUCUGGGGUGUAGCCCGGAGCAAGCUGUGAAGAAUGCCGACGAAUUUCAAACGGUCCAUCCACCGCUUUCCCGGCUCCGAACUACAGUUCCCAGAAGGCUCAACGGUGCGAAUAGUCUUACCUAAACCAAACCAGCCCUCCUCUUCCUGAGCCCGUAUUCUGGGGAUAAUAAGGUGGGUCCGAGAAGCAAUCCCAUUUCAAACACGUCGGAGUGGCCUUCCUUGGAGGCCACUGCCUAAGACUGAACCAGGCUCUGCGUGGCCUCCGGUGCGCGGUUCCAUAAAGGGGAGCAAUCCUUUAAGCAAGCGGGGCUGCAGCUAACCCCUGAGAGAAAGCCUGGCGACCGGGAGCUAUCUUGUUCGCCAUAGGUAAUUUUCUGACUACAUUUCCCAGAGAACUCCUCGGCAUCAUUGUGAUUCUCGCGUGAAUUCAGCCUCAAAGUCACGCGCUGGCGGGACCUUCGGGUCUACACCGGCAACUGUUGCAGCGCUGUGGGGACUUCUGCUGUUCUGGAAGCUUGGAAGGCCUGAGGUGAGGAUCCCCAGGAGAGGGCGGAGCCGGAGGCUCGGCUUUGUACGGCUGGUUUUGCCCUUUUCCAAGAGGAGCCCAGAGGAGGACUGGUCUUUUUCUGCAAAUACCAAAGCCAUGGCUCAGGAGUCAGUGGUGUUCAGUGAUGUGUCCAUAGACUUCUCUCAGGAGGAGUGGGAAUGCCUGAAUGAUGAUCAGAGAGAUUUAUACAGAGAUGUGAUGUUGGAGAAUUACAGCCACCUGGUUUCAAUGGCAGGACAUUCUGUUUCUAAACCAGAUGUGAUCUCCUUCUUGGAGCAGGGGAAAGAGCCCUGGUUGGUUGACAGAGAACUAACAAGAGAGCAGUGGCCAGUCCUGGAAUCAAGAUGUGAGACCAAGAAAUUAUUUCUGAAGAAGGAAAUUUAUGAAAUAGAGUCAGCGCAGUGGGAGAUAAUGGAAAGACUUACAAGACAUGACCUUCAGUGCUCUAGUUUCAGAGAUGAUUGGGAAUGUAAUGGCCAGUUUGAGAAACAACAUGGCUCUCAGGAGGGACACUUCAGUCAACUGAUAUUCACCCAUGAAGGCAUGCCCACUUUCAGUCAGCAUCCAUCCUUUACAUUACAGCAAAUCAUUAAUAAUAAAGAGAAAUAUUGUGCAACUAAGGAAUAUAGGAAAACCUUUAGACAUGACUCACAACUUAGUACACAUCAGAUAAUUCAUACCAUUGAGAAACCCUAUGAAUGUAAGGAAUGUGGAAAGGCCUUUAGACAUCCCUCAAGACUCAGUCAUCAUCAGAAAAUUCAUACUGGCAAGAAACCCUUUGAAUGUAAGGAAUGUGGGAAAACAUUUAUUUGUGGUUCAGACCUUACUCGACAUCACAGAAUUCACACUGGUGAGAAACCCUAUGAAUGUAAGGAAUGUGGAAAGGCCUUUAGUAGUGGCUCAAACUUCACUCGACAUCAGAGAAUUCACACUGGUGAAAAGCCCUAUGAAUGUAAAGAAUGUGGGAAGGCUUUUAGUAGUGGCUCAAACUUUACUCAACAUCAGAGAAUUCAUACGGGGGAGAAACCCUAUGAAUGUAAAGAAUGUGGCAAUGCCUUUAGUCAGAGCUCACAACUUAUUAAACAUCAGAGAAUUCAUACAGGUGAGAAACCCUAUGAAUGUAAGGAAUGUGAAAAGGCUUUUCGUUCUGGUUCAGACCUUACUCGACAUCAGAGAAUUCAUACUGGUGAGAAGCCCUAUGAAUGUAAGAUAUGUGGGAAAGCCUACUCUCAGAGUUCACAACUUAUUAGUCAUCAUAGAAUUCAUAGUGGUGAGAAACCCUAUGAAUAUAGGGAAUGUGGAAAGACCUUUAAUUAUGGCUCACAACUUAUUCAACAUCAAAAUUUGUACUGGUGAUAAACCAUAGAAUAUAUGAAAUCUGUAGGAAGGCUUUUAAUUACAGCUCAAAACUAUUCAACAUUAGAGAAUUUACCUUGAUAAUAAUCCCUUUAAAUAGAAUAAUGUGAAAACAUCUUCUUUGUUGAUUCUAGUUUAUUCAACUUGAGAAAAAUCAUGUAGGAGAAACACCCUAUGAGUAGAAUAUAUUUUGGAAGCCCUUUAAUAAAAGCAUAUAUUUCUUUUGACAUUAGAUAAUUCAAGCUAGCAAAUACUGAAAAUCGUAGCACUUUUGACAUCUUUUUAACCUUAUUUUAAACCUCACAAUUCAUGUGAAAUAUAAUCCUAAUUUUCAUUUCCCCCCUAAUUUGUCAUAGUGCUAUAUCCUUAGUAUUUUAACCCAUCUUAAAUUUAUAAAGUCCAAUUUCUUGACAUCACAGUUUGUAAAACACCUUUAAAACUUGAAAGAAGUGAUCUCUUUAUUCAAAGAUGGCUUAUUCUUUUUGUUAUUUACGAAACUUAGGCUUUCUUCUUGUAAAAACAGUGAUGAAAAACUUAACACAGUAAAUAGAGAUCCUUUCAUUGCUUCCUGGUGUUUCCUUAUGUUGCAAUAUAAGGAUGUGUGGUAUCAUUUUAUCAAAUUCCUAUUGAAAGAAAUUGUAGUUUCCCAGAGUUUUUGCCAUUAUUCACAGUUUCCUGAUGAAAAUUCUCCCUAGGCAUAUCUUUGUAUCAUGUAUUUUAAUUGCAGAAAUAAUGCAUGAACACAUUUUCCUUUUAAAAGAUUUAAACAUUGCAAAUAAGGCAAACAUACGACUACCAUCCUUGUACCCAUUUCCCAUUCUGAAGGAUAGUCAUUAUCUGUUUAGUAUUUAUCCUUCUUAAGCAUUUUUCUAUGUUUUUAUACAUAUUUGUCUCAGUAGAAAUUAUAAAAUGGGGAUAAUUAUAACACCUACCUCAAAAUUUUGUGUGAGGAUCAAAUAAAUUAAGACACAUAAACUGCUUAGAAUUGUGCCUGUCAUAUAAUAAAUACUCACUGAAUGUUGGUCAUUAUUUUAUUCAUUGUUGUCAUUAGUAUUAUUGGUUGCAAAACAACAGUUUCUGCAGAACUUGCUGAACAUCAGGCAGGACAUACAGUUGAAAGAAGACACCACUCAGGGUAAUGAAUUCAGAAAAUUUUCCAUCGUGACUUCUUUCAUAUGGAACAUGAAAUAAUCCUAGGUGUUGGUGGGGAAAGUAAUGUGUGUACCAUGUGCGAAGGACUUCACUCAGACUGGCAUCCUUUUUACUACAUCAUAUAAUACCUAACAUAAAAACAAAUAAAAAUAUAGACAAACCAUUGUGAAACUGAUGGAAAAGUAUGAAAAGACAAACAAUCAUGUUUGAAAAAUGGAUAAAUACACACACAAAGAGAAACCUUAGAGUUACUGAUUUAAAAUGUUAUAUUAGGGGUGCCUGGCUGGCUUAGUGGACCGUGCAACUCUUGGUCUUAGGGUUGUGAGUUCAAGCCCCAAGUUGGGUGUAGAGGUUACUUAAAAUCUUUAAAAAAAACUAAAAAUAAAAGGGGCACCUGGGUGGCUCAGAUGGUUAAGCAUUGCUAGGUCCUGGGAUUGAGCCCCACAUUGGACUCCCAGCUCAGCGGGGAAUCUGCUUCUCCCUCUGGCUCUCCCCCCGCCACUGCUCUCUCUCUGUCUCUCAAAUGAAUGAAUAAAAUCUUUAAAAUUUUUUAAAUAAAUAAUAAAAAUAAAUAAAAUGUUAAAUACAAUGCUUCUUUCUGAUACAUUUGAAAACCUAAAUUAUUUUUUAGGAAAAUAAAAAUUACAGCAUUGUCUCAGAGAACUCUUGGAAGAUUUAUAAAAACACAGAAAAGGGGAACUUUAGUGUGAUAUAGUAACUAUUACUACUAAUGAAGCACCAAACCAAAUUUCAGGCAAAACAUUAUCAACUGGUUUUUUUUUUAGAGAGAGAGAGAUGGGGAGAUGGGCAGAGGGAGAGAGAAAGAAUCUAAAACAGGCUCCACACCCAGUGCAAGCCUGACUUGGGGCGCGAUCUAACAACCCUGAGAUCAUGACCUCAGCUGAAAUGUAGACUUGGACACCUAACCACCAAGUGCCCCUAGACAUCUCGUAACAUACUCAGAUAUAAUCUUGAUGUUAGAACAAUCUUAGGACACCCAAAAAGGAAAGCUAUUUUUUGGUGUCAUCCAUGAAGAUAUAUGCAAGCAUACUAAAGAAACUAGCAAACUAUAGGUACCUAUUAAAAGAAUAAUAGAAAUGAACCUGGUUGUGACAGUAGCUAAAGAGGAUAAUAUCCAGUGCCCAGUUCCAGCUAACGGAUGUGAGGAAACACAGGCCCCAUUUUGCCAGCUCUUCUGAUUUUUUGAGAGAAUCCAGAUAUUUUAUUUAUUUAUUUUGUUAGUGUGUGAUAGCUCUUGAUUUUAAAAAAAAUAUUUAUUUUGAGAGAGCAUGAAUGGGAGGUGGGGGAAGGAGCAGACGAAGAGGGAGAAGCUGGCUCCCUGCUGAGCUAGGAACCUGAUGUGGGGCUUGAUCCCAGGACCCCAGGAUCAUGACCUGAGCCAAAGGCAGACGCUUAACCAACAGAGCCACCCAGGUGGCCCAAUAGCUCUUGAUUUUUAAGUGGUAGUUCAGAUUUUUAUUUAAGGACACCAUGAGGGCCAAAGGAGACAUAGGGACUGCACAAACAGCCCAUGAGUUACUUUUAUUCUGGAGACUAGAGCAGUGAGUUUUUAAUAGUGUAAACUCCUUGGUCCCAAGGAAAUUUAAGGAAAUGAAGGAAUGGUACAAAAUAAGAUAAUUUACCCAGAAUUUCUUAGAUGUGAACAGGUUUAGAUUAAAAUAUUUCCAGGAGUAGGGGCGCCUGGGUGGCUCAGUCAUUAGGUGCCUGCCUUUGGCUCAGGUCAUGAUCCCAGAGUCCUGGGAUCAACAUCGGGCUCCCUGCUCAGUGGGAGGCCUGCUUCAUCCCUCUCCCACUCCCCCUGCUUUUGUUCCCUUUCUUGCUGUGUCUCUCUGUCAAAUAAAUAUAAAAAAUAUAUAUAUUUCCAGGGAUAGAGUAACUAAGCUCCAAAUGUAAGGAUUUUUUUUUAAAGGACUUGAUUCAGCCCCAAUAUUUCCUACAUGUAGUUCUUUAUUCUAAGCAUCAUAUCAAGUUUAAAAAUUGGAUAUAUUUUAUAUGUUGCAUAUCCCAUUGUUGAGAUAUUUUAUAUAUAUAUAUACACACACACAUCUUGAAAAAUAGUUAACCUGUGAAGAGGAAAACUAGCCUGACCAUCACAGUUUUGUACUAGCAACAAAAAUGUCACUGGAAUUAUGUAUUGUGUUCUAGAUGAAAGGUUAGCAGCCUUUCCAUAAAUGGCCAGAUAGUAAAUAUUUUAGCCCUGUGAGCCAUACUAUUUCUGCUGGAACUACUUAACUCUAUCAUUAGAGUGUGGAAGCCUACCAAAAGUCCUAGAUUAAGAAAUCUGAAGUUAAGAAAAUGUCCCACAUCUUAACUUUGUUUAGGUUAGGUUAGUGUUUUGAAAUAGAUCUUUUCUAUGCCUCAAUUUUCAUGCUUAGCAGCAACUUCCUGCAUUGGAUAGAUACCAUUCUUGGAAGGAAAAUCCCAUAUAAUAUCCAAAGUUACAGGUCUAUCCUUCCAUUCCCCACUUCCUUUUUUCUUAGAUCCCAUAUUAGAGGGUUUUGAUUUUUUAAAAACAUUGAGUUAUUUUGUUACAGGCGUAUGCUCGUAAAAUAUUUUAUAACCAAUUUAAGAAAAGUGGAGUGUGGGGGCGCCUGGGUGGCUCAGCCGUUAAGCGUCUACCUUCGGCUCAGGUCAUGAUCCCGGGGUCCCGGGAUCGAGCCCCGCAUCGGGCUCCCUGCUCAGCGGGAAGCCUGCUUCUCCCUCUCCCACUUCCCCUGCUUGUGUUCCCUCUCUCGCUGUGUCUCUCUCUGUCAAAUAAAUAAAAUCUUUAAAAAAAAAAAUUACAGAGAUAAUGCAUUUGCACCCAAACCAAUGAAGCAAUACCAAUAAACAAAAAAAUCUGUCCUCCAUUAUUUCUCACUCCCUUCCCCUCUGUCCAUUUCCUUCUGAGUAAUUUUUGAACCUUGUGUAUAUCCCCCAUAUAUUUCUUUAUACUUAAACAUUAACACAACUAAUUUAUUUUAGUAUAUUUUUACCCAAAAAAUGGAUGAUACCUUAUACAUUUCUCUGUAAUUUGCUUUUUAAAUUCAACUACAUUUUGAAUUUUCCUGG
Molecule: messenger RNA, 6410 nt
Organism: Mirounga angustirostris (Northern elephant seal)
Lineage: Eukaryota; Metazoa; Chordata; Mammalia; Carnivora; Phocidae
Product: zinc finger protein 82 homolog
Exons: 5
Coding region: 927-2186 (419 amino acids)
Biological process (GO): regulation of transcription by RNA polymerase II
Molecular function (GO): DNA-binding transcription factor activity, RNA polymerase II-specific; RNA polymerase II cis-regulatory region sequence-specific DNA binding
Source: RefSeq, a predicted model, not a curated record